Messenger RNA from Macrosiphum euphorbiae (potato aphid), 276 nucleotides. Lineage: Eukaryota; Metazoa; Arthropoda; Insecta; Hemiptera; Aphididae. The record is from the annotation of a GenBank genome assembly.
AUGUAUUUUGCAAAAACACCAAAGGCGUGCUCGGCGUUCAAAAAAUUAAUGGGAAAUACAUGGGCUUCAUUCUUACAUGGUAAUGGAAUUCCAAAUACUGAAUGUCCUUUACUUCAGGGUGUUUUUAAAGGUCCAGGUUUUGAUUUGUUAUUGUUUGAGAAAACUAAUCUUCCUCAAUCAUUUUUCUAUGGAACAUACAAAUUGCAUAUGUAUUAUUCAAGAUCAAAUGAAAUAUUUGGCUGUCAAGUUUACAUUAUAGAGAUUAAGCGUCGUUGA